AUGGCUGGAGAGCACACGGAAGGGGUGCGGCAGGAGGCUGGGCUGGCCUUGCUGGAGGCUGGCCAGAAGGCAGCUGACUGGGACCUACUUGCACAGAAGCCAGUCCCCCCAGAGAGUAGAGAUGCCGGACUGGAGGAGACUGUCUACACCUACCUUCUGGAUGGGGAGUCCCGGCUGGUGUGUGAGGACCCCCCCCAUGAGCUGCCCCAGGAGGGGAAAGUCCGAGAGGCUGUGAUCUCCCGGAAGCGGUUGGGCUGCAAUGGACUGGGCCCCUCGGACCUGCCGGGGAAGCCGUUGGCCAGACUGAUGGCCCCACUGGCUCCUGAUACCCAAGUGCUGGUCAUGCCGCUGGUGGACAAGGAGGCUGGGGCUGUGGCAGCUGUCAUCUUGGUGCAUUGUGGCCAGCUGAGUGACAGUGAAGAGUGGAGCCUGCAAGCCGUGGAGAAGCAUGCUCUGGUGGCCCUGCGAAGGGUGCAGGCUCUGCAGCCCCGGGGGCCUGGCGCCGCCUCGGCAGCAGUCCGGAACCCCCCGGCGGGGGUGGCGGGAGACCAGAAGGGCGGUGUGGCUCACACCGACCAGGACCAAAAGAUCCUGCAGCUGUGCGGGGAACUCUACGACCUGGAUGCCUCGUCCCUCCAGCUCAAAGUCCUCCAAUACCUGCAGCAGGAGACCCAGGCAUCCCGCUGCUGCCUCCUGCUGGUGUCCGAGGAUAAUCUCCAGCUUUCCUGCAAGGUAAUCGGAGAUAAAGUGCUGGAGGAAGAAACCAGCUUUCCGUUGACGACAGGACGCCUGGGCCAGGUGGUGGAAGAUAAGAAGUCUAUCCAGCUGAAGGAUCUCACCUCGGAGGAUGUGCAACAGCUGCAAAGCAUGUUGGGCUGUGAGCUGCAGGCGAUGCUCUGCGUUCCUGUCAUCAGCCGGGCCACUGACCAGGUGGUGGCCUUGGCCUGCGCCUUCAACAAGCUCGGAGGAGACUUGUUCACGGACCAGGAUGAGCAUGUGAUCCAGCACUGCUUCCACUACACUAGCACGGUGCUCACCAGCACCCUGGCCUUCCAGAAAGAGCAAAAGCUCAAGUGUGAGUGCCAGGCUCUUCUCCAAGUGGCAAAGAACCUCUUUACUCACCUGGAUGAUGUCUCUGUCCUGCUCCAGGAGAUCAUCACAGAGGCCAGAAACCUCAGCAAUGCUGAGAUCUGCUCCGUGUUCCUGCUGGAUCAAAAUGAGCUGGUGGCCAAGGUGUUCGACGGGGGCGUGGUGGAUGACGAGAGCUACGAGAUCCGCAUCCCGGCUGACCAGGGCAUUGCGGGCCACGUGGCAACCACCGGCCAGAUCCUGAACAUCCCGGACGCGUACGCUCAUCCGCUUUUCUACCGUGGCGUGGACGACAGCACCGGCUUCCGCACGCGCAACAUCCUCUGCUUCCCCAUCAAGAACGAGAACCAGGAGGUCAUCGGUGUGGCCGAGCUGGUGAACAAGAUUAACGGACCAUGGUUCAGCAAGUUCGACGAGGACUUGGCAACCGCCUUCUCCAUCUACUGUGGCAUCAGCAUAGCCCAUUCCCUCCUAUACAAGAAAGUGAAUGAGGCCCAGUAUCGCAGCCACCUAGCCAAUGAGAUGAUGAUGUACCACAUGAAGGUCUCUGAUGAUGAAUACACCAAACUUCUCCAUGAUGGGAUCCAGCCUGUGGCUGCCAUUGACUCCAACUUUGCCAGUUUCACCUAUACCCCUCGCUCUCUGCCCGAGGAUGACACUUCCAUGGCCAUCCUGAGCAUGCUGCAGGACAUGAAUUUCAUCAAUAACUACAAAAUUGACUGCCCAACUCUGGCCCGGUUCUGUUUGAUGGUGAAGAAGGGCUACCGGGAUCCCCCCUACCACAACUGGAUGCAUGCCUUUUCUGUCUCCCACUUCUGCUACCUGCUCUACAAGAAUCUGGAGCUUACCAACUACCUCGAGGACAUCGAGAUCUUCGCCUUGUUUAUUUCCUGCAUGUGUCAUGACUUGGACCACAGAGGCACAAACAAUUCCUUCCAGGUGGCCUCGAAAUCUGUGCUGGCUGCUCUCUACAGCUCCGAGGGCUCUGUCAUGGAGAGGCACCACUUCGCUCAGGCCAUCGCCAUCCUCAACACCCAUGGUUGCAACAUCUUUGACCACUUCUCCCGGAAGGACUAUCAGCGUAUGCUGGACCUGAUGCGGGACAUCAUCUUGGCCACCGAUCUGGCCCACCACCUCCGCAUCUUCAAGGACCUCCAGAAGAUGGCCGAAGUGGGUUAUGACCGAACGAACAAGCAACACCAUAGCCUCCUCCUCUGCCUCCUUAUGACCUCCUGUGACCUCUCUGACCAGACCAAGGGCUGGAAGACUACGAGGAAGAUCGCAGAGCUGAUCUACAAAGAGUUCUUCUCCCAGGGAGACUUGGAGAAGGCCAUGGGCAACAGACCGAUGGAGAUGAUGGACCGGGAGAAGGCCUACAUACCUGAGCUGCAGAUCAGCUUUAUGGAGCAUAUCGCGAUGCCUAUUUACAAGCUGCUGCAGGACCUGUUCCCCAAGGCGGCAGAGCUAUAUGAACGUGUGGCCUCUAACCGUGAGCACUGGACCAAAGUGUCUCACAAAUUCACCAUCCGCGGCCUCCCGAGCAACAACUCGCUGGACUUCCUGGAUGAGGAGUACGAGGUGCCUCAGCUGGAUGGCACUGGGGCCCCUGUCAAUGGCUGUUUCAGCCUUGAUGCUGAGUGAGCCCCCCCCUCCCCAGGACCCUUCCCUGCCCAGGCCUCCUCUCACAGCCCCCCACUGGCCUGGCCGGGUGCCCUGGGACCAGAGCCACGGGUCCUAGGUUCUAGACCAGGACUUACCAUGUGACCCUGAACAAGUACCGACCUUUCUGGGCCUCAGCUUUCCUGUCUGUGUAAUGGAAGCAAGACUUCCAGCCUCACCAAGAUUUUGUCAUUUGUCCUCUGAGAGCACAGGGGUGACUGAUGAGCAGCGAGCCCUGCUCUGCACUUCUGACCACAUCUUGGCAAAUCCUCCCCAGCCACUCCUCUGAGGCAGCCUGGAUGGUCUCUCCUGGGCC
Molecule: messenger RNA, 3064 nt
Organism: Puma concolor (puma)
Lineage: Eukaryota; Metazoa; Chordata; Mammalia; Carnivora; Felidae
Source: RefSeq, a predicted model, not a curated record